Drosophila bipectinata is the source of this 2833-nucleotide messenger RNA. It is a transcript of the gene Klp67A, whose product is annotated as Kinesin-like protein at 67A. The record is from RefSeq and is a predicted model, not a curated record. Lineage: Eukaryota; Metazoa; Arthropoda; Insecta; Diptera; Drosophilidae. Gene Ontology annotation, biological process: microtubule-based movement. Gene Ontology annotation, molecular function: microtubule motor activity; ATP binding; microtubule binding.
UUCCAAUAACAAAGCGAAAGAGCGCGUAAAGAGAGAAUUGGAUAAAGAUGCCCAUAAAGCGCACGCGCCGAUAGCCUCAAUUCAAACUACAACGUUCGCUUCAGGGCUGUACAAAAAAUUAUUCGUCGGAAGAGAUCGAGGAUCCGAAAUAAAACGUAUAUAGUUAAACGGCAACGGGAAGGCGGUCGGAUUUUGAAAUGCCGGCGGAACAGCAUACAAACAUCAAGGUGGCGGUACGCGUACGGCCGUACAAUUCGCGAGAACUGGAGAAUCACAAUCAAAGAUGCAUCGUCAAGGUUAUGGAUAGAUCGGCGCUGCUGUUUGAUCCCGACGAGGAGGACGACGAGUUCUUCUUCCAGGGCACCAAGCAGCACUACCGCGACAUCACCAAGAAGAUGAACAAAAAGCUGACGAUGGACUUUGACAGGGUGUUCGACAUCGACAACACCAACCAGGAUCUCUUCGAGGAGUGUACGGCGCCGCUGGUCGAUGCUGUACUCAAUGGGUACAACUGUUCUGUGUUUGUUUAUGGCGCCACCGGAGCGGGAAAGACAUUCACCAUGCUGGGCAGUGAGGCCUGUCCCGGUCUCACCUUUCUCACCAUGCAAGAUCUCUUCGAGAAGAUCCAGAUGCAGAACGAUGUGCGAAAAUUUGAUGUGGGCGUAUCGUAUUUGGAGGUCUAUAACGAGCAGGUGAUGAAUCUGCUCACCAAAACCGGUCCCAUGAAGUUGCGAGAGGAUGCCAACGGCGUUGUGGUCAGUGGUCUUCGCCUCACUCCCAUCUACAGUGCGGAGGAGCUGCUGAAAAUGCUGGCGCUGGGAAAUUCCAAUCGAACCCAACAUCCCACAGAUGCCAAUGCCGAGAGCUCCCGCUCCCAUGCCAUCUUCCAGGUGCACAUACGCAUCACGGAGCGUAAAACCGACACGAAACGGACAGUGAAACUCUCCAUGAUCGAUCUGGCGGGCAGUGAACGAGCAGCCAGCACCAAAGGAAUCGGUGUGCGUUUCAAGGAGGGUGCCAGCAUCAACAAAAGUCUCCUGGCCCUUGGUAAUUGUAUCAACAAACUGGCGGAUGGCUUGAAGCACAUACCUUACCGUGAUUCGAACCUGACGCGAAUCCUGAAGGAUUCGUUAGGAGGCAACUGCCGCACUCUGAUGGUGGCCAAUGUGUCCAUGAGUUCCCUAACCUACGAGGACACCUACAACACUCUGAAGUACGCCAGCAGAGCCAAGAAGAUUCGAACUACUUUGAAGCAGAAUGUGGUCAAGUCCAAGAUGCCCACCGAGUUCUAUGUAAAGAAGAUCGACGAGGUUGUUGGCGAGAACGAGCGGCUCAAGGAGCGUAACAAGACACUGGAGGCCAAGGUAUCGCAGCUGGAGCGUGCCGGGAGCAAUGGCUUUGAUCCUGCAGAGAUUCAGGCUUGGUACAGCAGGAUUGAUGCUGUAUAUGCCACCGCCAAACAGCUGCAGGAGCGAGUACUUGGCAUGCGCAGCAAAAUCAAGAACAUUAACUAUCGACAGACGGUUAAAAAGGAGCUGGAGGAGUUCAGGAAACUAAUGUCCAUAGAUCAGCGCGUUUGCCAAGAGGACUAUCUUCGCUUCUUGAACUACAUGAGCACGUUGAACAAUCAAAUGGAAAAAUACAAGGAAGAGCUUCCCGCUUGGCGGACUAAAAUGGAAAGCGCCUUUCAGGAACUGGAGAGUCUGAAACGGGAGGUGAACAAGGCCAAGGCCUACCAAAUACUGAUCGUGUACGUCAAGUACAAGGAUCUAGAUAUGCAGUUGGCCAAACAGAACAUGUUCAACAACCACGUGAGUGCGAUUAACCAGGAGCUGGUUGAGAACUCCGACUUGCUGCGUAAAUCCUUCCGAGUGGCUUGCGAAGUGCUGAAUCAGGCCUAUGACCGCUUGGAGGAUGGCCAGGUGCUCACACCGGAAAUACAGUCGGCUUACGAGCGGCUGCAGCGCAAGAUGAGGUUUGCCGAGUCGGAAGCGAAAAUGGUCGAAGCGGAUUCCCUGGCGACGUUCCAGCGUUUGCAAGGUAGCAAGCCGAAUGAGGAGCAACCGGCACUUGCCAGUGUCACUGGCAGCGCCAAGAAACGUGUCAGGGAGCCGGAGACCAACGACGACGAUCUGCACCUCAGCAUGGAGGAGUUUGAAAGCCAGGACACAGACUCUGAUUCCGAUGACCUGCACAAGACCUUCAAGAGGCCGCGGAAUCUCAACGAGACGCAGGUGCUUGGCGCUUCUAAUGGUAUCUACAAGCCCAUUACGGCGACGGUAACCAAGCCCAAGAAAAUGCCCCAGCACUUGGUCACCGAUCUCCUUUCGGACCAGAAUGUCCGAGGCAGCAAUGAAGCGAUGAAGAAAGCUCUGCUCAAGUCGAAUCACUUUAGUGCUCAGGGACUAAAGCGAACACUGGCGGCUGCUUCGAUUGCGAAGGAGAAUGUCAACUAUGUCCGCAAAAGUCCAAGGGCUUUGGUGGCCAAAGCAUUAGCAGGAACUUCCACGCUUGGAAGGAAACCAAUUGGAUCAGCCACUAAAGAACCACCUGUCGUCAAAUUUAAUCGGGCGGCCUCGUUCCGCUUGAAAAAAUAAGGGGGUGAUGGGGGGUGCGUAGGUGUCCGAGGCACUCGGACCGGGAAAUAUUCGUAAUAUCCACCGCUAUUAACUUUAGAAUUUAGAUAGCACACUGACCGUUUGCUUUUAGUUUUGUACUUUGAAUUUAUUUAUGUACGUUUUCUUUUUUUAUUUUAUACGUUUUUGAGUAAGUUUAAAGAAAGUAUUGCGUUAAGCGCUUUAACUAAAAAUAUACGGCCGUUUCCUUGCCCUCA